AUGGCCUUCACUCCUCGCGGUGGUCGUGGCGGUGGCGGUGGUCGUGGUGCGCCCAGAGGCGGCGGCCGCGGUGGUCGUGGCGGCUUCGGUGGUGGUGACCGUGGCGGUUUCGGCGGUAGGGGCGGUGGCCGUGGCGGCCGCGGUGGUGCCCCGAGGGGUCGUGGUGCUCCCCGCGGUGGUGCUCCCCGCGGAGGCCGUGGUGGUGGCAGGGGCGGCAGGCCCGGUGCGGCUGGCGGUGCCAAGGUCAUCAUCGAGCCCCACAGGCACGCCGGUGUCUUCGUUGCUCGCGGCAAGGAGGAUCUUUUGGUCACCAAGAACCUGACGCCUGGCGAGAGCGUCUAUGGCGAGAAGCGCAUUCAGGUCCCCAACGCCGGCGCUGCCGCUCCCACCGAGGACGGCGAGCCCGCCCCCGCUACCACUACCGAGUACCGUGUCUGGAACCCCUUCCGUUCGAAGUUGGCUGCCGGUAUCCUUGGUGGCAUGGAGAACAUCUACAUGAAGCCUGGUAGCAAGGUUCUCUACCUCGGUGCCGCCUCCGGUACCUCCGUUUCUCACGUCGCUGAUAUCGUUGGCCCUACCGGCACUGUCUACGCCGUCGAGUUCUCCCACCGUUCGGGUCGUGACCUUGUCAACAUGGCCACCCACCGCACCAACGUCAUCCCCAUUGUCGAGGACGCCCGUCACCCGCUCAAGUACCGCAUGCUUGUCUCGAUGGUUGACUGCAUCUUUGCCGAUGUUGCCCAGCCCGACCAGGCCCGUAUUGUCGGCAUGAACGCCCACCUGUUCCUCAAGAACGGCGGUGGUGUUGUCAUCUCGGUCAAGGCCAACUGUAUCGAUUCCACGGCCGCUCCCGAGGCCGUCUUCGCCCGUGAGGUGCAGAAGAUGCGUGAGGAGAGGAUGAAGCCCAAGGAGCAGCUCACCCUCGAGCCUUUCGAGAGAGACCACGCCAUGGUCUGCGCUGUCUACGCGCGCAGUGACUAA
Lasiodiplodia theobromae is the source of this 981-nucleotide messenger RNA. Its product is annotated as Fibrillarin. Lineage: Eukaryota; Fungi; Ascomycota; Dothideomycetes; Botryosphaeriales; Botryosphaeriaceae. Bases 1 to 981 code for a protein of 326 amino acids. The record is from RefSeq and is a predicted model, not a curated record. Gene Ontology annotation, molecular function: RNA binding; histone H2AQ104 methyltransferase activity; rRNA methyltransferase activity. The transcript has 5 exons. Gene Ontology annotation, biological process: box C/D sno(s)RNA 3'-end processing; rRNA methylation. Gene Ontology annotation, cellular component: nucleolus; box C/D methylation guide snoRNP complex; small-subunit processome.